Talaromyces stipitatus ATCC 10500 is the source of this 465-nucleotide messenger RNA. RefSeq names its product allantoate permease, putative. NCBI's taxonomy places the organism in Eukaryota, Fungi, Ascomycota, Eurotiomycetes, Eurotiales, Trichocomaceae. Gene Ontology annotation, molecular function: dipeptide transmembrane transporter activity; allantoate transmembrane transporter activity. Gene Ontology annotation, cellular component: plasma membrane. The record is from RefSeq and is a predicted model, not a curated record. Gene Ontology annotation, biological process: allantoate transport; dipeptide transport; tripeptide transport. The transcript has 2 exons. Bases 1 to 465 code for a protein of 154 amino acids.
AUGGACAUUAGAGCUUUUGCGGUAUGGAAAGCAAUGUUCUUGAUUAUCGGCCUUCUGACUGCUGUGUAUGGAAUGUUCAUGUUCUUUUUGAAGGCCGGUUCCCCGGUCACUACUCGCUGGUUGACGGAUGAAGAGAAACGCGUUGCUAUAGAACGUCUCCGUGGAAACCAGCAAGGAAUAUGUAGCAAAGUAUUCAAGGGAAGUCAAUUCCGUGAGGCAUUCACAGACAUACGGUGGAAUCACGGUCUUUUUCACGGAACUCAUCGAGAGCUUUGGUUUCAAUGCGUAAAAAAGACUUUCCUCCUUGUCAUGCCUGGUGGUUUGGUUGAGGUAAUUUCUAUUGUUGGAAUUUGCUAUCUCGCUAAGAGGAUCGAAAACAGUAUCUUCUGCGCGGUUAUCGGACGGCUCCCUGGAUUACUCGGAAUGGUUCUCAUGAUGGAUCCAGAACUGGUACCACUGCAUUAA